Molecule: messenger RNA, 1119 nt
Organism: Ziziphus jujuba (common jujube)
Lineage: Eukaryota; Viridiplantae; Streptophyta; Magnoliopsida; Rosales; Rhamnaceae
Product: SNF1-related protein kinase regulatory subunit beta-2
Exons: 5
Coding region: 283-1119 (278 amino acids)
Molecular function (GO): protein binding
Source: RefSeq, a predicted model, not a curated record
UAUUAGUCCACCGUAGGAUCUUCCAAAUUCAUUGGAGAAUCAAAUUCGCUGUUCAUCACGCAGUGAACUUUGUCACAGAGAGGGAGAGAGAGAGAGAGUUUUUUAGAGAGAGAAAGAGAAAGAGAAAGGGUAAGAGAGAGAGAGAGAGAGAGAACAAAUUGCACUUUCCAUUCAGACAAACAAAAUCAAAUCUCUAUAAGUUAAAGCUGUGAAAACAAUGCAAAACUCCCUUCAGUCAAUCGUUGGUCUCGUUUCUUGUACCUUUCCAGUCUAUUUUCUCAGAUGGUAAUGGGUAAUGCCAGUGGUAGAAAAGAUGGAGAAGGCCCAUCUGGAACUAAAAGCUAUGAAGAAAAUUAUGACGGGUAUGAUUUGGUGUUUCCAGAGCCCAUGGCUAUGGCUCACUCACCUCCUCAUAGCCCUAGGGCAUUCCAACCACCUCUUUUGUUCACUCUUCCUAACCCUGUAGUACCCCAACCAAGACCUGGUGAGGCAAUACAAGCGCAAACUCAAGCAUAUUUUGGACAUACAAUGCAUGGUGAUGACACAGUCAAUGAGAGAUUGAAACGGGUAAAGCUCUCAUGGAAUCAUGGUGGCAAGCAAGUGGCUGUAACUGGAUCAUGGGACAACUGGGAGACCAGAGACCUCCUGCUUGGUACUGGGGAUGCUUUCUAUAUUGAAAAGCUACUCCCAUCUGGUAUCUACCAGUUCCGCUUCAUUGUUGAUGGAUAUUUGAGGUGUGCUCCAGACUUGCCAUGGUUCAGUGAUAGUUCAGGGAAUGCUUAUAACAUUUUGGAUUUGCAGGAACAUGUUUCAGAAUUGCCAGAGAACCUAUCAGAAUUUGAAUCUCCUCCAUCCCCACCUUCAAGUUAUGACAACAAAUGCUUAAGCGAAGAUGAUUUUAGUAAGCCUCCACCAGAAACACCUCCUCAACUACAAUCAACAAUUUUAAAUGAGCCAUCCUCCUCCUAUGAUGCUCAUCAACCUCAAUGCUCAGAGCUGAACCAUUUGUAUAUCCAGACCCAUAAUGAAGGUCGGUUUAUGGCACUCGGCUCCACAUAUAGAUUUCGUGAAAAAUAUGUUACAAUGAUUCUGUACAAGCCCUUGAAGAGAAAAAAUUAA